AUGAUGACUAAAGUUUAUUAUUAUUGUUUUAUUAUAUUUUUAUUAUUUAUUUCAAUGAUAACAUUAUCAAAUGGUGCAAAAGAUAUGGAAUCAAAUGAACCAAGCAAUUUAAACUUUUAUGAAUUAACAGAAUCAUUAAAAGAAUCACCAGCAUGUACAAUUUGUGAAUACUUUGUUAAUGAAGUUGAAGUAUUAUUAUCAAGUAAUACUAGUCUUUCAAAGAUAAAUCAAACUUUAGAACAAGAUUGUGGUUUAUUUCCAUCAUUUGUAGAGACAUGUUUAGAGGUUGUUAUAAAGUAUACAACAUUGAUGAUCAAAUAUAUUGAACAAAAAGAAACAGCAAUUUACAUUUGUGAUAAUCAAUUUAAUUUAUGUGAUAGUGGUAGUCAAUCAGAUUCAACAGAUUAUGAUUCCUCAAAUUCAUUUACAGGUUCUUAUAAUUCAGGUUCAUCAAUUUCAUUUUCUUCAGAUUCUUCAAACCCAUCAUCUGGUUCAGGUUCUAUAACAGGUUCAAUGACAGGUUCUGGUUCAGGUUCAGCUGGUCCAUUUUAUUAA
Molecule: messenger RNA, 555 nt
Organism: Dictyostelium discoideum AX4
Lineage: Eukaryota; Evosea; Eumycetozoa; Dictyosteliales; Dictyosteliaceae
Exons: 1
Coding region: 1-555 (184 amino acids)
Biological process (GO): lipid metabolic process
Source: RefSeq, a predicted model, not a curated record